UUUUCACUCUCUCUUAAUCUUAAAAACUUAAGUUCUUUAAUUAACAUUGUUCCAUUCUUACCUGUCUGUUAUCUUAAACCCCUUUUUUCCUAUGAGGCAGACUUAAUAAUUUUUUUCUUUUUCUCUCAUUGAACACACCACAGGGAGAAUACGCCACAGUUUUUCUGUGUCGUCAUUUAAAUAUUUUUUAAUAAUGUUUUUCACAUUUUCAGGAUUUACAAUGUAUUCAAUUCUUUCCCUUCUUAAUUUUCGUCUAAUUUCUUACAAUCUUUCAAAUCUGCUUUAUACGCCAGUCCCAUUCAAAUCGAAUCAAAAAAGUGUUGAUUGCCAACAGAGGCGAAAUUGCUGUCAGGGUCAUGCGAACGGCAAAAAUGAUGGGAAUCGAGGCUGGAGUUCCGGUUAUUCAAGAAUAUAA
Molecule: messenger RNA, 415 nt
Organism: Meloidogyne enterolobii
Lineage: Eukaryota; Metazoa; Nematoda; Chromadorea; Rhabditida; Meloidogynidae
Source: the annotation of a GenBank genome assembly